Biomphalaria glabrata is the source of this 4326-nucleotide messenger RNA. Its product is annotated as malignant fibrous histiocytoma-amplified sequence 1 homolog. Lineage: Eukaryota; Metazoa; Mollusca; Gastropoda; Planorbidae. The record is from RefSeq and is a predicted model, not a curated record. The transcript has 8 exons. Gene Ontology annotation, molecular function: protein binding. Bases 383 to 4072 code for a protein of 1229 amino acids.
UAGCCCUUAUAAGUGCUACGUGGACAGAAGGAGCGUGUGUGUGUGUGUGUGUUUGACGUGCUAACGAGGCUGAAAUAAACGUUCAGCACUACAACAGCUGGGACUGUCUGGACCUUAAGGUGUGACAUAGGCAUGGUACCUGGUGACACGUGUCAGAUACCUUUCCAAGGUACCUCUCUAUAAUCCACACAUGUUUCAAAAAAAGAUCCUAAUAUAUCAUGUGACUCACCUAAAAUGGAUUACUCGAUCAUCCAAUUAACAUACUAGCAGGAUAUAAUUGCUGGUGGCAGAAACGAAUGAAGUCACGUAUUCCAUCAUAUACAUUGGAUAACAUUAGAGCAAGGGUUUAGUACAGCAACAAUUACAGACUUUUAAAAAGGUUAUGGACGACAAGAGAUGUCAUGUACCAGAGGUCACUGUCACCAGGGCAUCCUCAAGAAGUGUCAAAUUUGACCUGAGGCCAGAAAGCGACAUGUCUAGUCAAUCGAGUCCCAGAAGAAGUUCCACAAAAGACUCAUCCCCGCAAAGGAACGCUAGGAGAAGCUCCAUAAAGGACACCUCGCCCAAGAGAAGCACGAGCAAGGACACCUCGCCACGAAGAGGUUCCACUAAAGACGUAUCUGGCAGGAGAGGCUCCUCCUUCUCUCCAUCCAAGUUGUCUCCAAAAGUAUCCCCGACGAAUCGCAGGAAAUCAAGUCUCAAGAACUCGCCUUCUCCAGACAGGGCGAAGGGUGGAAGUGGAGCCGUGACCCGGAAGUCUCUCUCGCCAGUCAAGUCGGGAUUAGCAAAUAGAAAACGGUCCCCAUCUCUUUCCAAAACUCUGUCGAGCAAAAGUCUGAUCAAAGACCAAAGCGCUGCUAGUUCUAGGGAUGACAAAAAGAUCCGACCUCCAUCCAUUCCACAGCCAGAGUUAACAGCGUCUGGACUGAAAAUCAUUGACUGGUCUGGACAGGGGAUGACCAGCAUACCUUUCAAUCUCCUUAACCCCAAGGACACGGUAGGCGAGCUGAAUGUAUCCUCUAACAACAUCCGGUCCGUCUCCACUGAGAUACGGAACAUGAAGAAGCUAGAGAAGCUGGAUCUGUCCAAGAACGGGAUCCGAUGCUCCAGCAGCACUGACUUUGGCGGCCUGCCCGCGGAGAUGGCUCAGUUGACGUGCUUAACAGAGCUAAACAUAGCUGAGUGCAACCUGCCCUUCAUACCACCAGCCAUCUUCAGAAUAAGCAGUCUGAAAGUACUCAACCUGAGUAGAAAUAAGGUGAACAUUUUAUUGCCGGAGAUAGGACAGCUGACCAAACUUGUCCAGCUCAACUUACAACAGACCAACAUCACUUCCUUGCCCCCAGAGAUUGCCCAAUGUCUGGAUCUAGAGGAAGUUUACCUCUGGGGCAACUCCAUUGAAACAUUGCCUGACACACUCUCCAGGUUGACAAAAUUGAGAGUCCUGGCUCUUAACUAUAGGAGUUUUUGCAGUGUAGUAAAUACACCUUACAUGGAAGGUCUUCUAAGGAAAGGUCAGAUCAAAUCAGAGCACAUCCCAGCAGUAGUCUUUGAGAUGGCAGGCCUACAGGUCCUGGACCUGGAGAACACCAAGCUGAACAGCCUCCCUUACAUGGCCAACACAAACCUGGAAGAACUCUACCUGAGCAAGAACUUUCUACAGACAAUACCAGACAGCAUUUAUAACCUUCAAAUGUUGAAAAUUCUGGACCUGUCUCACAAUCAGUUGACAGAGUUCCAUGAAGACAUUGGCAGACUCAAAAGUUUAAAAGUGUUGAGGAUGGCCUGCAAUAAGCUAGACUUAAUUCCUAGAACUAUUGCUAACAUGGAACAUUUGGAAGAGCUAAACCUGGCUGAGAACAACAUCACCAUCAUUCCUCCAGAAAUCAGAUAUUUACAAGCCCUGAAAAUUCUAGUACUUGAACAAAACAGUAUUAUCCUUCUGCCUGAUGAAUUCUGUGAACUUACUCAGCUCCACACUCUUGACCUCACCAGUAAUAAGAUUAGAACACUGCCCAUGGAAUUACAUCGCCUAAAAGGACUAACCCAGGCCCAUGUUUACCACCAAUUGGUCAAGGCUGGCCUGUGGCUGUACAAAAAUCCCCUGGAGCAGCCACCACCAGAGAUAUGGAGAACAGACAAGCCAGAAAACAUCUUUAAGUAUCUUAAGAAACUGAUGAUUAUCAAGACAGAGAAUCUUCAGCGCCAAAAGAUUAUGCUUCUUGGAGAAAGCCAGUGUGGAAAGACAAGCCUUGCCCAUGUGCUGUCUCAGAGAAAGCCAAAGCUGAGUGAUGGGGUAAGGGAGAAGACAAGAAUACUGAAGCAAACAAUCUGGAAAACAGAAAACAAUGUGGAGUUUGUUCUGAAUGACUUUGGUGGAGACAUAGUUUAUAGGACUCUUUACAAAUUAUUUUUAGACAGCAAGGCGUUAGUUCUUCUUGUGUACAAUGCUGCCACUUUUAAUGAGAACCGAUUCUACGAUGCCAUUGGCCAGUGGUUAGAUAUGUUGAGGGCCAGCUGUCCAGGGGUUGUGGUCAAAGUAAUUGGUGCACAGGUGGACUUGCUUCAUCAGCAGGAGGAUGAAGAUGAUUUGAAGACCAUUGUUUCUGAACAAGAGUUGAAAGCACUAUGUGCACCAUCUGAAGAUUUUGAAGAAGAUGAGGAAGAUGAUGCUCUGAGCAUUGGCCAUAGAAGCGAGAUGGAGUCAAUCAGAAACACAAGCACCCCAGCAGUGCCAGAAAAACCUCACCAUGAGCUUGCCAUGGAUUUAACAAUGCAGCAUCUGAACAAAAAAGAUCAAGAAUUACAAGAAGAAUUAAAGAUACUUGAAUCUGACAUAGCAAGCCUUGAAAAACCUGGCCAAGCAGAACUGACAGAUAUGGAAGAAGCUAUUUUGAAACUUCUUCGCAUCAGGCAACAAAAGAUAAAAUUUAUACUCCUGAACCCAUUGAAAAUUAUCCCAGGAGUGGCUUCAGUCAGUUCUUCUAACAGUAUGGAGGGCAUAGUUCAGCUUGUGGAUGAGCUUGAACAUGCUACUAUAAACCAGCAAUUGUUCCCACAUGCACAGCGGCACAUUCCAGCACACUGGAAGAGGUUAGGAGCUGCAAUCAAGCAGACAAAAGGACCCUACCUCUACUGGGAUGAUGUGCAAGAUGUGGCUGACAGGUAUGAUGUCAAAGAAGCGGAGCUAAAGGAAUGUGUUCGAUUCAUGUGCGAUGUUGGUGAUAUCAUCUGGUAUGAAAAUGAUCCUGGUCUAUCUCAGAUUGUAUUUCAGAAACCAAAGCUGCUAACAGACAUGAUGUCUAGUCUUUACCGCCAUGAUAUGAGAGAGUUCCUUAAUUAUGAGAACAAAGUAUUUAUGUGCAAAGGUCGACUCAACAGAGAACAGUUUCAGGAAAGCGCAAACCACUUCCUCCUGACUGGAGAACUGGCACGACCACUGCUUAACAGUUUGUGGUUCCACCUCAAGCUGUCCAAUGAGGACACAGAAGAGAUGCUGGAGCUUCUGCCCAUGUUUGAAAUAUGCUACACCAUUCCUGAACCGGACAUUCCCACCAGUCCUAUUCAUAACCGCCCAGUGUUAGUUCUUCCAUGGUAUAACAGAGAUUGUGACCUGAGCCCACUCAAAGAAGUGUGGCCAGCCAACAGCCACAGCAAGGAAUUGGCUGUAGUAUUCACCUUCCCCUUCCAUUGUCCAUCUGCAAUUUUUUUAAACAUCUCUGCUCAGAUCCAUGACUUUCUUGAUGAAAGAAUGGACUGGCAAGAUCAUAUCUAUGCUUCAACUGAAUCUGAAAAACUCUUCCUCCAGCAGUCUCACAAAGAGGAUGCUACCGUUAUUACCAUAGUUGUACGAGGCCCAGAGUUUGCUGCAGUUCAAGAACUGAUGGAGGACAUGGUAGAUGUUGUCAACUCAGAAAUUGUAAAAUACCCAGGACUUUAUUGGAAAGUGAAAAUCCCAAUGGGAGCCAGCAGCUUACAGUUAGCCACACUGUCCGCAAGUGAUUAUGUUAAACUUAACAGUUCAGGCAGGAGAAUGAGCAGACCCUUGAAGCCUUUAUCUUCUAAAAACUAAAGUUAAAUUCUUGAGAUAGAUAUUGUUUAUACCAUGUUAAUAUUGAGUGCUAUAUGUUUCAAUCUAUAACAACUUUUUACCAUUUUUUUAAAUGAAUGAACUGUUUACAUAAUUUAUCUUAUGAAUGAAAGUUAAUCAAAAAUAUGAACUGUAAGAUAGUACCUUUGAAAAAAUAAAAGUCAGUGUGUGUAAUGACAUGUAUAGAAUGAGAUGAGGAUAGAGGAGAGUAGCAGGAAUAAAAGAUUUAAAAGGAA